GCUGCGCUCACCGACUCGACACGGCGAACAGGGAUGCAGCGAGGGCGCAGCGCAGCCUGAAAAAUGGCAUCACCACGCGUACUGUGGAUCUAUCCAUCCCUUUCCCUCCUGUCCUCUCUGCUUCUUUUCCACGCUUUUCCGCCAUGCCGAGCCUUACGGAAUUACCCGGAGAAUGAAGUUACUUUGCUGGACUCAAUGUCAGCUUUGGCCGACCUGGGCUGGGAGGCUUAUCCUAAUGAGGGGUGGGAGGAGAUCAGUGUCAUGGAUGAGAGGAAUACCCCGAUGAGGACCUACCAGGUGUGUAACGUCAUGGAAGCCAACCAAAACAACUGGCUGAGAACGCGCCACAUCAGCCGGGAAGAAGCGCAGCGCGUCCACAUUGAGAUCAAAUUCACCCUAAGAGACUGUAACAGUCUACCCGGGGUCCCUGGUACCUGCAAAGAGACAUUCAACAUGUACUACUAUGAGUCCAACAAUGCAAACCUGUGGUUCAUUAAGGAAAGUCAGUACAUCAAAAUUGACACUAUUGCUGCAGAUGAGAGCUUUACACAGGUGGACGUUGGCGACCGUGUCAUGAAGCUAAACACGGAAGUGCGGACCAUCAACAACUUGAGUAAAAAGGGUUUCUACUUGGCCUUCCAGGACCUGGGCGCCUGCAUUGCUCUGGUCUCCGUGAGGGUCUUCUACAAGAAAUGUCCACUCACUGUGCUAAAUUUGGCCCAGUUUCCUGACACAAUAACGGGUGGAGAAACGGCACUGGUUGAGGUGCAUGGUGUGUGUGUGAACGCCUCUGAGGAGUUUGAGCCUCCCAAGAUGUACUGCAGUGCAGACGGCGGAUGGCUGGUUCCCAUCGGGAGGUGCGUGUGCAAACCAGGCUUCGAGGAGAACAAGGACAUGUGCCAACCAUGCAGACCUGGCACCUACAAAGCUUCAGCUACAGAUGCCUACUGCACCAAAUGCCCCCCUCACAGCUCCUCCCCACAGGAACAAGCCACAGAGUGCAUUUGUGAGAAAGGUUUCUACCGUGCUGAGAACGACCCUCGCUCAAUGGCAUGCACACGUCCUCCAUCUGCUCCUGAGAAUCCCAUCUCAACUGUGAAUGAAACCUGCGUCACCUUGGAGUGGGCACCACCCAGAGACACCGGAGGCAGAGGAGACAUCAUCUACAACCUCAAUUGCACAAAGUGCUCUGGUGAUGGCAAGAAGUGCACAAAAUGCGGUAGCAACGUCCAUUUUGUUCCCAGGAACUUUGGUCUGUCAUCAACAACCGUGUUGGUUACCGACUUGGAGCCAGACUCCAACUACAGCUUCACAAUUGAGAGUGAGAAUGGAGUGUCGGCCUUAAGUCCAACACCCAAGGGAAAAGUCGUGAUAAAUGUCACAACAUCGCAGACAGUCAGCGUAGUGUUGAAGGAAAGGCGGAGCAAGGACAGUGUGACUUUGGCCUGGCAGGGCCCAGAGAGACCCAAUGGAGUGAUUGUGGAAUAUGAGGUUAUCUACUAUGAGAAGAACCAACGAGAACAGAACUAUACAGUUCUGAAGACUCGCUCCAACAUGAUGACAGUGGAAGGGCUCAAACCCGGGACCACUUAUGUGUUCAGGGUCCGGGCUCGGACUGAUGGGGGGUAUGGGAGCUACGGUGGAGAGAUUGAGCUGGAAACAAGUCACGAAGAUGUUUUGGCCAUAGGGGACCCUAAUCAGUCUACCAUUCUGGCUGUGUCGAUCGCAGGGGGAAUUGUUCUCCUCAUCUUCCUGGUGACUUGCUUCGUUGUCAGCGGAAGGCACUGUGGAUAUAUCAAAGCCAAGCAAGACCCCGAUGAAGAAAAGAUGCAGUUCCAACAUGGGCGAGUCAAGCUUCCAGGCAGCAGGACUUACAUCCAUCCUCACACCUACGAAGACCCCAACCAGGCUGUCAGAGACUUUGCCAAAGAGAUAGAUGCUUCCAAUAUUCGCAUAGAGAGAGUCAUCGGAGCUGGAGAGUUUGGCGAGGUGUGCAGUGGCCGGCUGCGUAUGCAGGGGAAAAGAGAGAUCUACGUUGCCAUCAAGAGUUUGAAAGCAGGAUACUCUGACAAACAGAGGCGGGACUUCCUGUCUGAGGCCUCCAUUAUGGGACAGUUUGACCACGCGAACAUCAUCAGGCUGGAGGGCGUCGUCACGAGAUGUAAGCCAGUGAUGAUCAUAACGGAGUUCAUGGAAAAUGGAUCUCUGGACACUUUCCUCAAGAAACAUGACGGCCAGUUCACGGUGAUCCAACUCGUCGGCAUGCUCCGUGGUAUCGCUUCAGGUAUGAAGUACCUGUCAGACAUGAGCUACGUGCACAGAGACCUGGCAGCUCGAAACAUCCUGGUGAACAGCAACCUAGUGUGUAAGGUGUCCGACUUUGGCCUGAGCCGAGUUCUGGAGGACGACCCAGAGGCCGCCUACACUACAAGGGGAGGGAAGAUCCCCAUCAGAUGGACAGCUCCAGAGGCAAUAGCCUACAGGAAGUUUACCUCAGCAAGUGAUGUGUGGAGUUACGGCAUUGUCAUGUGGGAGGUGAUUUCAUACGGAGAGAGACCCUACUGGGAGAUGUCCAACCAGGAUGUGAUCAAAGCAAUAGACGAAGGCUACCGUCUUCCUGCUCCUAUGGAUUGUCCUGUGGUGUUGCACCAGCUCAUGCUGGAUUGCUGGGAGAAGGGGCGAAGCGACAGGCCAAAGUUUGCACAGAUUGUCACAAUCCUGGACAAGCUCAUCAGAAACCCAGCCAGUCUCAGAGAGCUGGCAAACAGCUCAGUAUGCAGGGAGGACCCGUCCACGCCAGAGUUCAGUGUUAAUACAGUGGAUGAGUGGUUAGAUGCUAUCAAGAUGGGCCACUACAAGGAGAACUUUUCCAGUGCUGGAUAUGUCAGCUUGGACUCUAUCCUUUACAUCAGUGUCAGUGAACUGGCUAAGAUGGGAGUGUCCCUGGCUGGCCACCAGAAGAAGAUUUUGUCCAGUGUGCAGAGCCUGCAGACCCAGGGGACGCACGUCCAAGUAUAACACUUUCAACAUUAGAGAAACACGAGGAGACAAAGUCAAACUGGAUGCUCCUGUUAAGAGUUUCCCCACAGCAACAGAGUUGUGAUGUAAGCUCUGUGCUUGGGCCUUCUUGGAUUUUGAGACACAUUAAGAUGGAGACGACAUGGACGCUUGCCUCCUUCACCUUCUCGCAGUUUCCCCAUUUGUACCAUCCUUGGUGGGCACUUCUGGCUUUAGCUCUCAGAGUCCCAGCAGUACGGUCACCAUUAUGGAGCAUCAAAGAGACACAUUUCCAACUGCAAGGCUGCACCUGAAGCAUCCCUGAUCAUUUCACACCGUGUCAACUCAACAAAACAGGAGGGAAAAAGACUUUAAACAAAAGAAAUGACAAAAAAACAAAUUAGAAUAUAAUAUCACUGUCUGUUAGGUGUACAGUUGUUUUUUCUGUCAUUUUGUUGGCUUUGAGUUUUCACCUUGAAGAGUUUAAAAAGGGUCAGAUGGUAUGUACAUGUGUAGAUAUAUGUUUAUAUGGGCUGUGUGUCUCACAACCAUAGAGAUGGACCUAAAGUUUGUAUUGUUGGUGAGGUUUAUAGGCUCAACCUUAACAGACGUAAUUACUUAGUACGCGUGUGGCCCCUUGCAUUGCUCUUUAUACACAGAAAGCCAGUGAAUGAGGCCAAGAUUUUGAAUGAAAUGAAUGUUUGGGUGUGGGGAGAGGGGAACUGAAAAACUGGACCUUUAGGGAUAGAGAGGGAUAUAGAUUUGCUAGCUCAAAUAGGAUGGAACUAUGAUUCAUUUUUAAAUAGUGUAUUGGACCAAGACCAGGGCUUCCUUAGUGACUGCUCCCAGACACACUUCCAUAAAAACUAUACCCAGUGCAUGUUUGCAAGUACUCUUGCAUUUACAGUACAACCUAACUAACAGCAGAGAAUACAGCAGAAACAGCUACGGUGCAGUAAGCACAGAGAAAAUGUUACUCUUCCGCCGUCUUUUCCAAACAGCAGUCUAUCACAGGUGUUAUAGUAUGGUGUUGUUGCAAACACUUCAGCCCAGAAGUUUGCCUUCCAGUAUUUCAGGUAUGUUAAGAAGUUUAUAGUGUUUUGUGAAGAGCAAAGUUGAUGCAGACAGAUGUCAGGACAGAUGUCGUGACAGACUUGACACUGUUAAGGACGUAUGACUUGUUUUUCCAGUGUUGUGCCAUGUACAGUAACUUUGAAAUGUUCAUCUAAAUAACGACCCACCAUUCCAACUCUAUGGUUUUCUUUCAUCGGUUCCCAUGGCUGGAUGGUUACACAAGGCCAGUUAGAAUAAUUACAGUGGUUUGUGUUUUCCAAAUAGUCUGCUUGAUGAAAAGAAGCAUUGGACCCUUUUUCAGCAAAAUGAAAUAGAAGCAGUGUUGACUUUCAGCGGUGCCACCACAAGAGGGUAAAUUUGACUUUUAAAAAAAAGACAGAUGAUUUGUGCGUGUUGUACUCUAUCACUUCCCUGGUAUCUGUCAUUUUGAACACCCCUAUUUAAAAAAAAAAUACCCAUAACCUAAAGAAGCAUUUUUUUUCUGUAUUAGAAGGAAACUGCAGCUUAUCACAAUAACUAUCACAAUAAUUAUACAGUAAUAUAUGAAGGGACCCUCUUUGUGUACACUGUAAUAAUGGCACUGAACCCGCUUUUAGUGUAUUUCUGCACCCAGUUUUAAUAUUUGUGGUACUCCAUAGGACCAACAGUGGCAUAAAGUACAGAAUAUAUGAUUGUAUCAUAGUGUAAAAUAUGUACAGUGUUGAUUUCCAAUGUUAGAAUGUUUGUAAUGAUAACAAUGAUGAUGACUAUGAUGUACUUUUAUUGUGAAAAAGAGAUUUCUGAAGUUCUCGUUCAGGGGUGGGUCAUACAGAGGUGAAGGUGAUACGUUGGUCUGAACAAAGGAAUGUAGCAUGGUGCAAAGCUUCAGCUUUUAUUGACAGGUGAGAGUGACUGCAGUUUCUUCUAUAGCGUUAGGAUGAGUAGAAUGGACUUUCUUUAUUGAUACACUGGCUUCAUUUGCAUAUCCACCUUAAAGAGUCGUUACAUGCACUUUUUUGACCUUGGACUGCAUACAACACAAUUUUAAAAAGAUGCUUGUUCAAGAGAGGGAAGGACGAAAAGUCUAACACGAAAAAUCCUCCAUUUAAACUUGGAUCUGAUAUCACAGAUUGAACAUUUGCUCUCUCCUUACCCUAGAAAUGAUAGCUGAGCUUAGCAGACUUGUCAAGCAUUGCAUUUCUAUACAUGCUGCAGUAGUUUGCAUGGUAUAAGAGUAUUUUUAGAGGGUGAAGAGUAUGAAGGGUAAUGCUGCUUCCCUAAAGUCAAGAGCAAAAGAGUAAAAGUGUAAAAAAUGGUUUCUGCAGCAUGUUUGUCGGAACUAAUGUAAGUGAGCUGUGACUGUUAGCUUAUCUAUUAGCUUUGUAACAAGACUUUACUUCAAAGGCUAACAAGUACAUCUUUUACUUACUAAAUUGCUUUAUUUUCUGGAGUUACAGGGUAUUUUAAAUCCAGUACAUGUAUAUGUCCAAUCAGUACAUGUGGCUUUGGAAGUCACCUGGAAACUCAGUUAGCCAAGAGAGACCUUAGCUAAGGCGAUAGACGGUAUAAAAGAUGGACGUAGCCAAUGUGCUCUUAAAUACUUUUGUGCGUGAAGUUCUGCUUUGAAGCCCCAAGGUGUGUGUUUACCUCAUCAUCAACUUGGCAUUUUUAAACUGGAUUUAAUGAGGGAAAACCACACUCUCAUUUGCUAAUGGUUUGUCAAUCACAUGUCAUUAGCCAGUGAUCAUAUUCUGAAUAAUAAUAAUGAAUUAUGCUAUUCAUUGUAUUCAGUAUGCCUUCAAAUGAGUCACCGUUCCUCAUACUGAGGAAACUGUCCCCUGAGGUUAGAGCAGAGUGACAUUUUUCUAUCAACUCCUACAAGACUGGAAGUAUUUUUGCAACCACCACUAUCAACCCCAGUGGCCAAAAAAUAAAAUCAGAUUUAAAGUCCUUUUCGGACCCAGAAGCUAUCUUCAUUUUUUGUACCGCCUCUGACUAAACCUGUAAAUUUAAUUGAUUAGUUAUCUACAACAGAUAAAAUGUGCCCCUGGUGGUUGUGAUUCAGCAUAUUGUUAUUCUGAAGUAGAAACCUACGUUUGUCUAACAUUUCAAAAAUACAAUUAGUAACAUGCACCAUGCUAGAAGGGAAAUCCAGACAGGCCUGAUAGUUAUAAAAUCUGAGCCACUCUGCUGCCAGUGAAAAAGUUGCUUUUUUAAUUGUGUUGUUUGGCCCCAAUGUUUUAGAACUAGUAAAAUAGAGGCGUGACAAACUGUUCUGCUUUUUUCAGCAUAAGCCGCAGACGAAAUGCAAAUUCAGAGUUUGAAACUGUUCAUUCUACUCUUGCUAACUCUAUGAUUUCACUCUAGCGGACUACCCGUGACCGCUGGCCUUUUAGAUGCCUUAUUUUCUGAGCUAUUUUUCUGUUUUGUUGCCCUAUACAGGGGAUAUUGAGAGUAAAGUGUAUUUAUCUGUGUUCUUAAGGUGACCUCACAUUAACACCCUGGUUUUAUAACAUCCCAGAGGCCCCCUCAAACUGUACCAUCAUAACUUCCAUACCUUUAAGUAGAUACUAUUAGAACCGUCAUACCUGAAGACCUGUAAAAGUGGACGGGGAAAAUCACAGUGUUGUUAUUUAUUUGCAAAUUAUGAAUAUGAUUGGCUUUCAGUUCUUUUCUUUAUAAGUGCCAAAUUCCUCUUGCAUUUUUAACAUUAUGUUACUGCCUGCAAAAUAAUGGUGAAUUGUUGACAUUGUCCUCUUUUUGACUCACUUAUUCAUCAGCACUCUCACUUUAGAAGAAACCAUUUUGGUUUCUACUCUGAACUCCCUGGUUUUUAUCACUUUUCACCAUGUCAAGGUUAGCUACGUGGGCUGGUUUGCUUGAACUUAAAUACAGUGUUUGUAUCCAUUCUCCACAAAGUCUGUAUCGUAAAUGUUAAUGAGUGAUUCUCAUCUGAGACUUUUAGCACUCUCUCUAUCUCCCUCUUUGUCCUCCUCUCUCUCUUUGUUUGGCCAUCAUACAAGGCUUAUUUGUCCCCAUGCCAAUUUCCUCUGCGUUGCUUGUUGUAAAGGGUGUAGGCAUUUUAAUGUCUUUCAUGUCGCUGUAAUAAAUAUGCUAAUAUUUCUAAUUUCUCA
This is a messenger RNA of Neolamprologus brichardi, 7184 nucleotides long. It is a transcript of the gene epha4b, whose product is annotated as eph receptor A4b. Gene Ontology annotation, cellular component: dendrite; plasma membrane. NCBI's taxonomy places the organism in Eukaryota, Metazoa, Chordata, Actinopteri, Cichliformes, Cichlidae. The record is from RefSeq and is a predicted model, not a curated record. Gene Ontology annotation, molecular function: transmembrane-ephrin receptor activity; protein binding; ATP binding. Gene Ontology annotation, biological process: axon guidance; protein phosphorylation; ephrin receptor signaling pathway.